This is a messenger RNA of Actinia tenebrosa (Australian red waratah sea anemone), 1040 nucleotides long. RefSeq lists its product as uncharacterized. The record is from RefSeq and is a predicted model, not a curated record. Lineage: Eukaryota; Metazoa; Cnidaria; Anthozoa; Actiniaria; Actiniidae.
AUCACCCACGCUUGAAACGACCAAACGCCAACAUUCACUGCGUUCGAGCCGUUUUUGUUCAAGAACAACGAGGCAAUAUGACCAAUGUUAUCAGAGAUCUGAGAUUUUCUAAAUUCCUGAAAGCACAGUGGAUCAGUAGUGUCAAAGACUACGUAAUUUCGGAGCGAACUAUCGUUACAAACAUUGGAGUCAGCCCAGCUGUACUGGCUACUGCAAGCCCUGUAAAAGCACUCGCACCUCGUACAUCUACUAUCUUAAAAGGUGUGACGAUCAAGACUGCUGACUCUUUGGUCCUCAUACAGAUUCCUAAUGAAGACAAUAUUGGAGGCUGUGUCCUUGAGGAUGGUUGGUAUCAGCUGAGCAAACAAGCACCAGAUUUCCCCAAGGACAUCCCUUUGUACAAAUCACCACAGUUUGAUGUUGGUAAAGUGGCAUUUGACCCAUUUUUGGCCACAGGCCAGGAGUCAACAACCCAAGGUCUAAAACAGCACAAUGUGAAGGUCAAUGUCUGGUUCUGUCCAGCCAAGACCCACUGUGGCAUUCACAACAUGCAUACUAAUCCAGAAAUGCUAGAGGUCCAUACUCAGGUAUAUGGCACGGGUAGGAUGCAGAAGUUCCACUGCAAUGACUUCGAUACUCUGUACGAAGAUGUGAUUAUGAACCCUGGGAUGACCCAUGUACCAUUCACUGGAGUGGAGGAUUCUGGCAAGUACAUGUACCCCUGGCACCAGUACUAUGGUGAUACAGACUGCAUCUGGAUGGCUGUAGAGUAUCACCCUUGUAAAUGAAAUGCAUUUUCCUACUUCUUUGCUGCACAGUGAUGGAAUUGACCUAGUAGGGUGGGGUGGAGAUAAUUGUAACACACAGAAUCAAUGUACCCUCCUCUAGACAGGUUGUUUUCAGGAUUUAAUUAAGGAUUAAAUCAAGCACAGAUAAAAUAAGAUUAAAUAAUGAUAUAAAACAGGAAAUCGAUGGUUUGCAAACAUCAAGUAUUUCAGAUGAACAUAAUAAGUGAAUAAAGACUUAAUGUUUACAUGGUA